AUCGUCGAACAGUACUCCCUUGCGCCAGAUCCUGCAGCCUGGGGCUCCGAUCUGAACAACCAAGACCCCGAUGAUUUCCUCCAUAAUCCCGACCCGAAACGCGACAUGCGCGUCGAUAUGGGAGGGACCAUCUGCACACUGCGUGGACUGGAGAACCUCGGCUGCCUCAUUUUCUUGCUUUCGGCAAUGAUCACAUUAUUG
Messenger RNA from Schizophyllum commune H4-8, 201 nucleotides. RefSeq lists its product as uncharacterized. The record is from RefSeq and is a predicted model, not a curated record. Lineage: Eukaryota; Fungi; Basidiomycota; Agaricomycetes; Agaricales; Schizophyllaceae. The annotation marks the transcript as partial. The transcript has a single exon.